Ruditapes philippinarum (Manila clam) is the source of this 408-nucleotide messenger RNA. RefSeq lists its product as uncharacterized. Lineage: Eukaryota; Metazoa; Mollusca; Bivalvia; Venerida; Veneridae. The coding region runs from base 1 to 408 and encodes 135 amino acids. The record is from RefSeq and is a predicted model, not a curated record. The transcript has a single exon.
AUGAUUGGAGGUUACAAGUGUGCGUACUCCAGUCUUUAUCCUACAUUCAGGACAUUACUAGCUAUUGACUACAAUUUCAAGAAAAAGAAAGUUGCAGUAAUCUGCGAUAUUGAACAGAUGUUCUACUCAUUUAGUGUUCUCGAGAAGCAUAGAAACUUGCUUCGCUUUUUAUGGUUUAAAGGAAAUGACCCUUCCCUUCCUUUGGUAGAAUAUCGCAUGUGUAAACAUGUCUUUGGGAACAGCCCUUCCCCUGCAAUAGCUACAUACGGUCUUCAUAAAUCUGUAGAAAGGUCUGAUCAAGAUGUGCAAGACUUUGUGAAAAGAGAAUUUUAUGUAGAUGACGGCUUGUCCUCGCAUACAACAGCUGCUAUUGCUGAUGAUUUGGUUAAACGAACUCAAGUACAUUAA